AUGGUAAAGCAUAUCUUGUUCUUCGUUUCUUUUAUUUCAAUAUCUAUUGCAUUCAGAUAUGGAAACCAGAAUAAUAAUUACAAUAGACAGACAGGGUAUAAUCCCGCAGCUCCGCCAGUUUAUAAUCCACCGGUUUAUUAUUCACCUGGUGAUAUCAUUUAUGAAGAUUACGAUUCGGAAGAAGAGGGUCCCCCUGGGCCUCCAGGACCACCCGGUCCACCAGGUCCUGACGGCCCGCCUGGUCCAGAUGGACCACCGGGCCCUCCUGGUCCAGAUGGACCACCGGGCCCACCUGGUCCUCCCGCAGGUAACUUGCUUAGCUGCGACAGAAAACAGGCUCAGAUUUAUAGAAUCGGCCACAUCGAAUGCUCCAACUACCACAGUAGCACCAUCCAGCUCAACUACCGAAGUAAGGUCGUCGAGCACAACAGCAGAACCAUCCAGCUCAACUACUGA
This is a messenger RNA of Caenorhabditis briggsae, 456 nucleotides long. Bases 1 to 456 code for a protein of 151 amino acids. Lineage: Eukaryota; Metazoa; Nematoda; Chromadorea; Rhabditida; Rhabditidae. The record is from RefSeq and is a predicted model, not a curated record. The transcript has 2 exons.